Messenger RNA from Pseudopodoces humilis (Tibetan ground-tit), 3751 nucleotides. The record is from RefSeq and is a predicted model, not a curated record. NCBI's taxonomy places the organism in Eukaryota, Metazoa, Chordata, Aves, Passeriformes, Paridae.
AUGGCUGCAGGCGGGCAGGCGAUGCUGGCCCUCCUGGUGCUGCUGGCCACAGCCGUCCUCCCCAGUGGGUCCGUUGUCCUCAACAGCUGCAACAGCGUGGCUGAGCAGCUCUGCAACUUUGUCUGUGACUGCAGCGACUGCUCAGAUGAGAACCAGUGUGGGUACUUACGGGGCUCAGCAGUGCUGGGCACCCCCUUCACCUGUGACUUUGAGGACAGUGACUGUGGCUGGCAGGACGUGGGCACCUCGACAUAUGGAUGGGUGCGAGGCCGGGCCAGCCUGGCCAUGUGGGGUGUGGGGCCUCAUUCAGACCACACCAUGGGCACUGACCUGGGUUGGUUCUUGAUGACCAUGUUCCCCCCAGCAAAGACCAUGGCCACAGCCUGGCUCAGGUCACCAGAGAUGCGGGAAGCAGCUGCCACGUGUGAGAUCAGAGCCUGGUAUCACCUCUCAGGGAGCUGGCAGAACCAGACAGAGCAGCCGGUGCUGCGCCUGGCUGUGGCACACAAGGACGAGGUGGUGGGGCUGUGGCAGAGCCCCAGGCACUGCAGUGAGGGCUGGCACCAGCUGGUUGCCUACCCCGGCCGGAUCACGGAGCAGUUCCAGCUCAUCUUCUCCCUGACACAACCACCCACCUGCGGGGCAGAGGUGGCACUCGAUGACAUCAUGUUCAGGAACUGUGGCUUACCAGGGGUCGGGCAGCAGGUCUGCGGGGCUCAGGAGAGCCGCUGCCCCCGCGGCUCCUGCCUGCCACAGAGCCGGUUCUGCGACGGCACCUACGACUGCGGGGACGGCUCGGACGAGGGCGCGGCGCAGUGCAAGAACUUCACCCGCUGCUCCUUUGACCGCGAUCUCUGUGGCUGGGAGGCAGCAGCCGGGUCACCAGCGUGGGGCAGGAACACGAGCCUGAACCUGGGCACCUCCUAUGGCAUUCCCACUCGGGACCACAGCAACAGCAGCAGGGCUGGUUUUUUUCUCCAUGUGGGCAGCGGCCUCACUGCACGGGGUGGUGGCACAGCUCAGCUCAGCAGCCCCACUUUCCAAGCCACCAACUCCUGUUCUCUUGUGCUGUACUGCCACCUCCAUGGCUCAGCCACCAGCAACCUCAGCAUCUUCUACGUGACCAACUCUACCAAGCAUCUGAUGAGGGAAAGGACAGGAGACCUGGGCAGCUGCUGGGUCCGGGAGAGAGUGGACUUUAACGUGACAGAUCCCUUCAAGGUGCUGAUUGAGGGGGUGGCUGGCCGUGGGGGGACCGUGGCCAUCGAUGACCUGAUCCUGUCUCAGGGCUGUGUGAAGGAGCAGGAGAAGCCUCUGGUCAUGCUGCCACGCCAGGCAGAUGCCAGCCCCUGCGCAGCAGAUGAGGUGGCCUGUGACAAUGGGGACUGCAUUGCCGCAGAGCUGGCCUGCGACUUCGCUGCCACGUGCGCUGAUGGCUCCGACGAGAAGCACUGUGGGACAACAACUUUCGAGUCAGGGACUGGAGGCUGGCAUGACAUCAGCGUGGGGCGGCUGCGCUGGGGUCUGCAGAAGGUCCCUGAAUCUGACAUCUUCCUCACAGUGUUUCUGUGCCCAGGGACUUUCCUGGCCCUCCAGACAGGAGAAGGACAGAUGAUGGGUCCUGCGAAGGCACGAUCGCCUCCGCUGGGCCCCUCUGGCCCUGCCUGCACCGUGGAGAUGAGCUACCACAUCCACAGUGACCCCCAAGGCUUCCUCGCCAUCAGUGUCACAGAUCACACCACUGGCACCACCCAGCUGGCCUGGCAGGCACAAGGUCGUGGCAGCACAACUGGGGGUCAUGUCCGUGUCCCACUGGGAGAGAGAAGCCGGCCCUUCCAGGUGUUCUGGAUGCACAGGGACCAGCCUGGGGGGCUUUCAGUGGCAAGUGCCAGUGCUGCCAGGCACCCUGGGCAUGGCUGCUGCCCCCAGGUCGAGCUGCUGGCACUGGUGGAUCUCCAGAGCUCAGCGAGUGUCAGUGUUGACAACGUGACAUUCGAGCAGUGCUACCUCGAUGUGGUGUCACCCACAGCUGCAGAGCUGUCCUGCAACUUUGAGAGGGGCAUGUGUGGCUGGUACCAGGAUCUGUCCAGUGACUUCAAAUGGGUCCACAGCAUGGGGCAGGGACAGGGCUCUGACCACACCACUGGCUCAGGCUACUUCUUGUCCGUGGACCCCUCUGUGCCAUGGAGCCAUGGGCAGCGGGCCCAGCUCCUCACCUCCCGCCAGGAGCCAGCCACUGCCCCACGCUGUCUCUCCUUCUGGUAUCGCCUGGCUGGCCCACAAAUUGGUACCCUGAACCUUAAGCUGUGGCCAGAGGGAGGGGAGGAGGUGGUGCUGUGGACCCGCCGAGGAACCCAGGGCAGCAUCUGGCACCGGGCAUGGGCAACACUGCCUGCCACGGGCCAGCAGCGGUACCAGGUGGCUUUCGAGGUGCUGCGUGAUGGUUUCCUGGGGGACGUGGGGCUGGAUGAUAUCGCACAGACAGCGGGACCCUGUGGGGCCGAGCUCUCCUGCUCCUUCGAGGCCGAGGACUGUGGGCUGGCAGCCAGUGGAGAGGGCACCUGGCAGCGACAGAGCAACAGCACUGGCACCACCGCUGGCCCUGUGGCUGACCACACCACCGGCACUGCCACAGGCCAUUACAUGGUGGUGAACAUGGGCAGGAUCUUCCUGCCUGCAGGGCACGUGGCUACCCUCACCUCCCAGCCCUACCAGCCCUCCUUGUCUGCCCAGUGCCUGGCCUUCUGGUACCAGCUGAGCACUGGGACCCCAGGCUCCCUCGGGGUGUAUGUGGAGCAGAGCAGGGCGAGGAGGAAGGUUCUGAGCAUUAGCACCAUGGAAGGGGACAACUGGCACCGCGGCCACAUCACUGUCCAGCCCGAUGGCGACUGGCAGGUGGUGUUUGAGGCAGUGGGAGCUGGGGGUGACCAUGGAUACAUUGCACUGGACGACCUGCAUGUGUCGGAUGGAGCCUGCCCUGAACUAGCAUCCUGUGACUUCGAGCAGGACACUUGUGGCUGGAGCAGCCCCUCCAACCCCCGCUUGCACAGCUUUGCCUGGGGCUGGAAGAAUGGGAUCACCCUGGCCAAGUACCCCGGCCCUGAGCAGGAUCACACCCUGGGCACAAGGAAUGGUCACUACAUGCACUUCGACACCAGCGUGCUGGGUGCUGGGGGCACCAGUGCCCUGCUGGAGAGCCCACCUUUGCCCGUGGCCACCGAUUCCUGCCUGCGCUUCUGGUACCACAUGGACAUCCCAGAGCACCUUUGCAGUGGGGAGCUGCGGGUGACACUGCAGGGCGCCGCGGGGCAGCGCACGGUGUGGAGCGUGGCAGGGCACCGCAGCCGGGGCUGGCAGGGUGCCGUGGUGCCGGUGCAGAGCCCCAGUGAGUUCCAGAUCAGCUUUGAGAUCACCACAUGGAGGUGGCCGAUGGAGGGGACAGUGGCACUGGAUGACAUCGUGUACAGCGCCAGGGUGGGCUGCCAUUCCAGCCCAGAGAGUCCAGUGGAAGAGAAACCCCCCGGCAGUUUUGUGACAGAGGUGGUGCUCAGUCUGCUCCUAGCCCUCGUCAUCGUGGCGCUUGUGGCUCUUGGGGGCUGGUACUGGCUGAAACAGCGAGAGCUGGCGAGCAAGACACCGACAGAGAGCACCAGGCCCCAGGGCUUCGACAACAUCACCUUCCGAGAUGACAAGGUUAUUAUAUCUCCAAGGGAGGAGGAUGAGUCUUGAAAUUAGCAGCCAGCAGCAGGAA